AUGGGCCUAGUUUGGUGCCAACGUGCCUGCUUCCAAGGAAAUAUUCUCCCACCAUUCACAGUGCUCACCAAGGGCACGCAGCAGGAGACGGUGGGAAAGUUCGUGGCGAAGCCUGUGGCUCUGUUUUCGUACCCACCUGGUGUAUCCACCUUUGGAUGUGGCUUGGAGUUGGCCUUCAGAGUCAACUUCACCUUUGCUCUCAUGCCCCAGUCGGGUACUGCUUGGAGCAUAGCCGUGGUAUUUGACACGCUUCAGGAUGAUGCGGGUGAGCAGCACGUGGGGCUGAGCAUCAAUGGUGCAGAGGAACCCUUCGUCAAGGAGGUGUCACCGUUCGCUUUCACUGAUGGCAAUUCAUACACUGUGUGGGUGGACUACGAGCCUGGAGAUCCCAGCACCAUUCAAGUGUUCCUGGCAAACUCAAACGUGAAGCCAGUGGAGCCGCUGCUGCAGAGGAAUGUGUCGUUGUGUGCGGUGCUGCAGCCUGGGGUGAAGCAUCUGGCAUUCUCGUUUGGAUUUGUGGCGUCCACCACUGUGAAGCCCUUCCAGCUGCAUGGCAUUCUCUUCUCCUCUGUGCAAAUAGGCAAGGCUUUUUUGGGGCAGGUCGUUCUUGAGAAAGAUGCGUGCUGGGCGUAUGCGGUGGUGGCGAGUGUGGAGGCGGCAUACGGCAUUGCAAAGCAGCAAAGCGCUCCCCGGCUGGCAGUGGAGGCGCUCUUCACCCUCAUGGGGCUCUCCGACUCCGACAAGUGCUCUGCUGGCGGCUCCCCCACCCACGCCCUUGAGACGCUCGUGGCUCUCGAUGCCACCAGUGGGCUCCCUGGUGCCAGCGACCCUGUAGGCCUUCUCCAAUCUCACUCCCAACCCCCACCCCACCUUUUCCCAUCCAACAAUGCUGCGAUCUCGUGGCCCCAGGCAACAACGUACCCGGUGCAGGCUUUUGAGCGAGCGCAGUUCAAGGGGUAUGUGGGGCUCAUGCUGGCAGUGCAGCGGCAGCCAGUGGUGGUUCACGUCGAGGCGUCUGCUCCAACCUUCAUGCAGUAUGAUGGGGAUCCUGGUUGCUACACGGGCAGUCUCAACCAUGUUGUACUCGUUAUUGGCUACUUCAUCACAAGAAACGAUGGCAGCCAGAACCGCAUUGCGCCUCCGUUUUGGAUCAUCCGCAACUCCUGGGGAGAGGAGUGGGGCCAAAGGGGACAUAUGCGCAUGGACAUUCAGGGAGGGGAUGGCGUGUGUGGCAUCAACGUGCUGCCUGGCAUCUACCCCAUUGUGAAGAGUAAGGCAUCUACUACCCCACUGGAAAGAGCAAGCCAUAUCUACACUGUCAUCGUUCCAGGGGACCCUUGUGGAGAAAGCAGCUACAAGGGCGAUGGGGAUUCGCAGCCCAGCAUGAACCCGUGCGGCCGGUUCCAGUGCCAGGGGACGGCAGCAAGCAGCAACUACUGCACCUGCAAUAUUCCCACGUCCACUGUGCAGCCUUUUGUGGAGGUGCGUGCCACAGAGAGUGAGGACAAUGAGGGCAUCGACUGCAGCCAGCCAUUGCCCAAGGGCAGUGUCCUUCAGCUGGAUGGUACUCCCGCCACACCCUGCACUGCCUUCUUCUACUCUCUCAAUGACCAUGACCUCAGCAUGGCCUUCUCACACAUCGCAAGCACCAAGUGUCACUUUGCCUGCUUCUCUCCAACCAUCCAGGGGGACACCUGUGCAUCCAUCACUCCAGUGCUCAGCCUGAAUGAGGCAAGUCUCGCUGCGCUCAACCCCGGCCUUGACUGCUCCGAGUCCAUCAAGGCGGGCCGUUCUGUGUGCCUCGAGCGCAAUGCUACCUUUGCCUUCACCGUGCCUGAGUGUGUCCGAUACGGCACGCUCACACCUCAAGACACAUGCGACCGGCUGAUUCAAAGGACCAGCAAUUCACAAGGGGGCGCCAGUGCCAGUGAGAAAGCAUGGGCUGCGCUGUAUCGCAACAAUCCCGGCCUCACUUGCUCUGCUACCAUCCCUUCCUCUGCCUCCGCUGUCGGCACUAACAUUGGUGUGCAGGUGAGGAUUGUGAGGGCUGGGGGGAGCGACCUUGGGGAUGGGGGGAAAAAUGCAAGGUAG
Closterium sp. Naga37s-1 is the source of this 2091-nucleotide messenger RNA. Lineage: Eukaryota; Viridiplantae; Streptophyta; Zygnematophyceae; Desmidiales; Closteriaceae. The record is from the annotation of a GenBank genome assembly.